GAAGAGGACGUAAACAGCGCUCAUGGGUGACCUGUGGCUCUCGUCUAGCACAUAGCAUGAUCGGUGGUGGUUAGCUUAAAUACUGUCCGAGAUCUGAAUGCGAUGACACAAGCAGGGGAGCUUCCGGGGGCAACAUGACGACACUGAGGAGGAUCGGUUCACGGUUAGCACUCCUGCAGAGGCCGUGCGCACGCAGCGGCCAGAGAGCAGCACCCUGCAGCCUCCCACACACGCCUCACCACGCUGCGGCAGUGAAGAGCGCGUCUGCGGUGCUGUCCAGGGCGUUUGCACUGUCUGCAUGGAGGCUAAAGAAUACGGAGGACUCCAGCUGUGGUCGCCACACGGGAUUCACCGAGGAGGAGGAGGAGGAGGAGGAGGGUGAAGAUUUCAUUCAUGACAGCGAGGUGGAGGAGCUGUUUCUGCAGCAGGUCCCUGCAGGCAUCGGAGAGGGCCAGCACAGGGUGUUCAUCGUUCACCCCGAUGUGAAGUGGGGAAGCAGGAAGCAGCAUCUCACCACAGCCGAGCUGAUGAUGGCCGAGGCCGUGGGGCUGGUGAACACUUUAGACAACUGGAAAGUGGUGGACAAGAUCAUCCUCUCCACAAAGACACCAGAGAAGAAGAGGAUAUUUGGCAAAGGCAACUUCCAGACUCUUGCAGAGAAAAUCAGGCAAACUGCAGGAAUCACUGCUGUGUUUGUGAAUGUUGAACGUCUGUCUCCUUUGUCUGAGAGGGAGCUGGAGGAAGCCUGGGGCGUUAAAGUCUUUGACAGAUACUCAGUGGUCCUCCACAUCUUCCGCUGCAACGCCAGGACUAAAGAAGCCAAGUUACAGAUCUCUCUGGCUGAGAUCCCCUUGUUAAGAUCUCGUCUGAAAAAUGAAAUCGCUAACUUGGACCAGCAGGGUGGAGGAUCGAGAUACAUCGGAGGCUCAGGCGAGACGCUGGUGGAGGUCCAGCAGAGACUGCUGAAGGAGCGGGAGAUGAAGAUUCGCUCAGCGUUGGAAAAACUGCGGAAAAAGAGGCACCUACUGCGAGCGCAGCGUAAACACAAGGAGUUCCCCAUCGUCUCUGUGCUAGGAUAUACAAACUGUGGAAAAACGACCCUGAUCAAAGCGCUUACUGGUGACAGUGGUCUUCAACCCAGAAACCAGCUUUUCGCCACACUGGACGUCACCGUCCACGCCGGCCGGUUGCCCAGCCACAUGACUGUUCUGUACGUGGACACCAUCGGCUUUCUGUCCCAGCUGCCCCACCAACUCAUUGACUCCUUCUCUGCCACCCUGGAAGAUAUUAAACACUCAGAUCUGCUGGUUCACGUCAGAGACGUCAGUCAUCCCGAGACAGUGAAUCAGAAGGUGAACGUACUGAAAGUCCUCAAGAACCUGCAAAUCCCUGACAGGCUGAUGAGCUCCAUGAUAGAAGUCCACAAUAAAAUUGACCUUAUUGACAACUAUCAGUUUACAGAGCCCAACGCACUGCCCAUAUCUGCCUUGGAGGAGCGAGGCCUCGAUGAGCUGAAGAAAGCAGUGGAAGAAGAGAUUGUUAACUCUACAGGAAAGCACAUUUUAGACCUCAAAGUUGACCUCAGCACUUCCCAGUUAAGUUGGCUGUACAAGGAGGCCACCGUUCAGGACGUGCAGGUGGAUGCAGAUGAAGGCUCGGCCGUUGUCAAGGUCAUCAUCAGCGCCGCCGCUUACGGACGCUACAAGAAACUGUUCGCAGGGAGAGAGCAGCAGCAGUAGUGGGGAGGAGGGUGAUGCAGAUUCAAAUAACUCACGGGUCCAUGCAGACGGCAAACUGUACUACAAACAGUGUAUUUAUUGUACAGUAUAAUAUAUUGAACACACAUAAGAAUGAUGUACGUUCUUGUAAACAUAUAUAAAGUGUAGAUUCAAAACAAAGAUUGUUGUACAGUUAAGUACAGAAACAUUUCUUUUAGUUAUAAAUUGACGUAUAGACAAGAGAAAAUGAGGUAUACAGUGGCUAUUCUGGGAUCAGUUCCCGUGGAAUGAAAUCACAGCUAAGUGGAUUUUUUAUCUGACGGCGUUCUUCUUAGAAGUUUUUGGUUCAGUGCGAUGACCACAGAGCACAGCGGGAGUGGACCCACAAAGUCUCCAGCAAUGAUGUUGAGGCUCUUGGGGUCCGACCCGGGUCGCUGCUUCUCCAGCCACUUCCUCAAACACUCCCAGUUACUGAAGGUCAGCGUCCGCAGGGAUUGCUUCAGGUUCACCGUGAUGUAACACCGGUCAGCCGUCAGGUUCAGGCCAGAGACGAAGAAGCCCUCUGGAAAAUAAACAAAACAGAAAACAUAGUAUGUUCGUGAACACACACCAGGAAGCACACAUAAUACGCUUCAGUGUUAGAUGCUCCGCUCGGUGCAGUAAAUAUCCCGGAAGAGGCCAAAGUGUAAAUGAAACUCACCUGGACGUCCCAGGUCUUUGUUCCAGUCCAGGUAGCUGAUAACUUCUUGUGCUGUGCGCUUGUUGGCCCACCAGUAGGGGAUGGCAGGCCACAGCUCCUGAUGCCCCACUGCAAUAUUGGAGUCAUAGGACAGGAUAACCUGGUAACCAGAUGCCCACAGACUCCGCAAGGUCAGGACUGAUUCCUGUGGAGGGCACGAUAGGUUUCGUAAGGCAUUAUGUUGUCUUUACUUUCACCGUAAAUCAGCUGUACAAGGAGAAAACUAACAUUCUGGGGGCAGAGUUUUGAGCCGAAAAGCUUCUUCAGGGAGAAAAUGAAUGCUUUGUGGAGAUUGUCGUCAAUUCCCUCAAAAUUGCAGCAAGCAAGAAUAACUAUCUCCUUUGGGUGAGAGUCCAGCCAGGUGGCAACAGACGACAGUGUUUCCUGUAGAGGAGAGAGAUUUACUGUUAACAUGCCAAAAAAGCCCAAACUGAAACUUUAAGAUGAUUAUACGCACCAAGACUAUUAAAUGUGUGUAGAUGAUGUGUGUGAAGUACAAGUCGCUGGACGAGUCGUUGGGUUUGUGCGCAAUGCGUAGAUCGAAGAACCGAAUCCCCAUCGAAAGUUGCUCCUCGAUGCUUUUGUCCUGCAAGGACGAGCAAUUCAUAAAACAUGCCUGAAAAUACUUUCACAUCUACAAUUCCAGGAAACAUGUUUGGAGAGACAACGUAUUUAAGUAUAUUUGUUCAUAAUUGAUAUAAAAUUAAAAUGCCUUUCAUAUGCAAAUGAAAGUGGUCACGUGCCGUGACGAACCCUCAGAGAAUCAUCACUCGACUCUGCAGUUCCCUUCAGGUAAACAGCGUUUUAGUGCCUUUAAGCUAAUUGGUUUGGUUGUCUGGCCUGCAACUGACCUAUUUUAGUAAACAAACACAUGAUUUGGAUCUUAAAGCUUUGUGGCUGACUGAAACUACAACUGAGAUACAAGUGAAUAAACUACAAACCCUGAAAAAAACACAUCCCCCUCAGGACUACAGGGGUGAGUUUAAUCUCGCAAAGGUUUGCUACAGUUUCCAGAUUUAACGACGUGUGCCCUCGAAAAGGUGUGCAACGUUUUCUCCCGUUUGGUGGCUGUGUCAGAGGUGUUACCCAAUCAGCAGCAACAUGUACAAUAACACAGCUGUAUUGAAAAGACAGUAAAGUUUUUUCAAGGCACCAUUUAUGUUUAACUCAACGUUUUGUGGGGCUGAACUCAGUCCUGGCCACCCUGUCAGACUGCCAAGUGGUUUCUGGGAGGUUGAGUGCGAAAACCCCACAGCAACACCUUCUUAGUCCCAUAGAGGUCCUCACAGCACUCUGAAAUAGUCAGCACAAUUUGUCUGGCAACUGAUAAUCUUUAUACAUUUAUACCAUACAUACCUGCGUUGUAGUCCAUCUAAAAAUGACAGGUCUGGUAAAGCAGUGGAAAAGUCCAUCCAAGAGCCUAAAAAACUCAGACUCAGAUGGGACCAAUGGGGAGUUUAUGUCCAGACAGUAACUCAUGGCAUCAUGGCUCCCUGGGUAAACAGGUGUGAAUAGACAUAUUAAAGCUGAACUGGGAGAGACUGGUUUCUAGUAGUUAACCUAACCACUAGCCUAAAAUGCACAACAUUUGUGUGACUAUGUGCAGAAGAUAAUGGCAUGAUAGAUGGUGAUUUGCUCCCCUGAGUAGCACCAGUUUUACUAGAAUGGAGAAUUUAAAUGAAUAACUUAAUUGCUAACUGCUGCUUGAAUUAGUAGAGUUUUUAUAAAUGUUAUAGUACCACAAUUUUAAUAGGAUGUUUUAAACAAUUUUAAAUGAUGUGAGGUAGAUUAAUCCUGUAUUAAGACAGGAAGUAUUCUCCUUAUUUAGUUCUUGAAGAAAUAUCACUCUUUUUAUGUUUAUAUUAAUUGAGGAAUUUUCUAUGAAUAAAAUACAUUUUCUUAUUCA
This is a messenger RNA of Micropterus dolomieu (smallmouth bass), 4363 nucleotides long. It is a transcript of the gene gtpbp6, whose product is annotated as GTP binding protein 6 (putative). The transcript has 10 exons. Gene Ontology annotation, cellular component: cytoplasm. Gene Ontology annotation, molecular function: GTP binding; ribosome binding. The record is from RefSeq and is a predicted model, not a curated record. The coding region runs from base 135 to 1739 and encodes 534 amino acids. NCBI's taxonomy places the organism in Eukaryota, Metazoa, Chordata, Actinopteri, Centrarchiformes, Centrarchidae.